Molecule: messenger RNA, 2775 nt
Organism: Lachancea fermentati
Lineage: Eukaryota; Fungi; Ascomycota; Saccharomycetes; Saccharomycetales; Saccharomycetaceae
Source: the annotation of a GenBank genome assembly
AUGAGAAAUAAACAAAGACUCUCGUUCGUCAUAGUGGGUGUUCUUUUCCAUCUUUUUUACCUAUGGUCGAUCUUCGAUAUUUAUUUCGUGUCACCGUUAGUGCAUGGUAUGCAAAGGUUCCGCAGCACUGAAGAUCCGCCAGCAAAAAGGCUAUUUUUAAUUGUCGGUGACGGGCUUCGUGCUGACACUACGUUUGAUAAGAUCACACACCCUGUAACAGGGGAAACAGAGUUUCUAGCACCAUUCAUCAGAUCGUUGGUAGAGAACGAUGCUACAUAUGGUAUUUCACAUACAAGAAUGCCAACAGAAUCAAGACCAGGCCACGUUGCAAUGAUUGCAGGCUUUUAUGAGGAUGUAAGUGCUGUAACAAAAGGUUGGAAGGAAAAUCCUGUGGAUUUUGAUAGCUUUUUUAAUCAAUCUGCUCACACGUAUUCCUUUGGCUCGCCAGAUAUCUUGCCAAUGUUCAAAGAGGGCGCCUCAGAUCCUAACAAAGUAGAUGCAUGGAUGUAUGGCCAUGAGUUCGAGGACUUCACUCAAUCGUCUAUAGAGUUGGAUGCUUAUGUUUUCAGACAUUUGGACGAACUUUUUUACAACUCUACUAUUAACCAUACUUUGAACAAUCAAAUCAUGCAAAAUGGAAAUGUGUUCUUUUUACAUCUUCUAGGUUGCGAUACCGCUGGGCACUCAUAUAGACCCUACUCUGCGGAAUACUAUGAUAAUGUCAAAUAUAUCGACAAUCAGGUUUCCAUACUGGUGAAAAAGGUGCAUGACUUCUUUGGUGACGAUGACACAGCUUUCAUUUUUACAGCUGAUCAUGGGAUGAGCGCAUUUGGUUCCCAUGGUGAUGGUCAUCCCAAUAAUACGAGAACUCCACUUGUUGCUUGGGGUGCAGGUUUGAAUAAGCCUGUAAAAAAUGAGUUCCCAAUUUUUGAUAAUUAUACUGAGAACUGGGAUCUAUCUCAUAUCAAGAGAAACGAUGUCAAACAAGCAGAUAUCGCAUCACUUAUGGCAUACUUGAUAGGUGUUGAUUACCCUGCGAAUUCCGUUGGCGAGCUGCCGUUAGCUUACAUAAACAACACCGAAGAAGCUAAGCUGAAGGCACUGUACAACAAUGCAAAAGGCAUUCUAGAGCAGUACUUGGUGAAAGAAAGUGAGGUGGUUGAUUCACAAUUUCACUACAAGAAAUAUAGUAAGUUUGAUGAAAAACCACACUGGCAAUAUCUGCAGGAGAUAGAAGACUUGAUAGAAAAGAUCGCAAAUGGAGCAAGUGAGCUUGAACCACAUGCAAUUAAACUAACUGAGGAAUUAAUGAAAGUAACAUUAGAGGGACUCCAUUAUCUGACCACUUAUAACUGGCGUUUUAUAAGAGCAAUUGUGAGUUUGGGAUUUGUUGGCUGGAUUACAUACUCCUUUACCUUGUUUUUGAGAUUGUUCAUUUUGAAAAGAGAAUACGACGUGAAAGCCUCGAUGUUGAACAUUCUAGCGUUCGGAGUGCUCUCACUUGUAUUGAAUUACGUGCUUUACUACCAAAGGUCUCCAUUCAACUUUUAUAUGUAUCUGUUAUUUCCAGUUUUCUUCUGGAGCCAAAUUGUUACAAACAAGGUAAUUUUGAAUGAUGGAUUAAAAGAAUUUUUCAAGGGAAUCUCAUUUAUCAAGAGAUUUGGGGUAAUUAUUUCAAUUUUAGCCAUUUAUGAGAGUAUAGUAUAUGGAUUUUUUGAGAGAUGGAUUUUUACCGUGAUUUUCAAUGUCUUGGGUUUUUAUCCUUAUAUUUGCGGAGUCUCAGACAUUAAGACCAACUUGCUGUGGUUUAUAACCAGUGUUAGCAUCUCUGUGUUUACGCUGUUCGACGCAGUAAAAAUUGAGAGUCUCGCUCAAAUAAACGUUUCAGCCAUUCUAAUAAUCAUGAGCGCAACUUAUGAGCUGCUUAGAAUCAGAAAGCUCAUAAAUGCACACACGCUGAGACUAUUGACCAUCCAAAUUCUGUUAGUUAUCUUGAUGUUGGCGGCGACAAAUAAAUCAGUUUCAUCGCUACAGAAUCGACAGGGUCUACCAAAGGACUCUCAAGUGGGAAGUUGGUGUAUCUUUGCGAUAUCACUAUUAGUAAUGCCUGCAUUGCAUUAUUUGAAACCCAAUAAUGACUACAGGGUAAGAAUGCUGGUCAUCUAUCUGACAUUUGCCCCUUCUUUCAUAAUUCUCACAAUAUCCUUCGAGUCAUUCUUUUAUUUCCUAUUCACCGUUUACAUGAUUCAAUGGAUUGAAAUCGAAACAAGGAUAAAGGAAAUAAAUCAAAGAACACAAUCAGCAGAAAAUUGGCUCCAAUUACUCCGUGUAUCCGUAAUUGGUAUUUUUCUUCUCCAGAUCGCUUUCUUCGGAACUGGUAACGUUUCUUCUAUCUCAUCUUUUUCUCUCGACUCCGUUUACCGUUUGCUCCCGAUAUUUGAUCCAUUUCCAAUGGGGGCUCUGCUAAUGUUAAAAAUUCUCAUACCAUAUAUUACGCUUUCAACUGGAUUGGGUAUCUUGAAUUUGAAGCUAGAUAUCAAGGACUACACAAUUUCAUCGUUGAUCAUCUCCACUAGUGACAUCUUAUCAUUGAACUUCUUUUAUUUACUUCGGACGGAGGGUAGCUGGCUGGAUAUCGGGGUUACAAUUGCUAAUUACUGUCUUGCCAUCUUGUCCUCUCUAUUCAUGUUAUUGGUGGAAUUGAUCAGCCAUUUAUUGCUGAAAAAUGUCUCUAUUGAACCAAGCAAGGAAGAAAGUGAAAAGAAAACAAAAUGA